Pleuronectes platessa (European plaice) is the source of this 2612-nucleotide messenger RNA. RefSeq names its product potassium inwardly rectifying channel subfamily J member 10a (gene kcnj10a). The record is from RefSeq and is a predicted model, not a curated record. Gene Ontology annotation, cellular component: plasma membrane. Lineage: Eukaryota; Metazoa; Chordata; Actinopteri; Pleuronectiformes; Pleuronectidae. The coding region runs from base 1 to 1305 and encodes 434 amino acids. Gene Ontology annotation, biological process: potassium ion import across plasma membrane; regulation of monoatomic ion transmembrane transport. The transcript is spliced from 5 exons. Gene Ontology annotation, molecular function: inward rectifier potassium channel activity.
AUGACCUCAGCCACUCCCCCUUCCUCAGAGGGCUCCUCCCCCCAGAAAGUCUGCCACUCCCAGACGCAGACGGACAUCACCAAGCCCCUGCUGGGCUCCACCGGGGGGGCCGGGGGGGCCGCUGCAGAGGACCCAGGCGCCGGGGGGCCCAGCGCCCUGCGGAGGAGACGCCGUGUCCUCUCCAAAGACGGACGAAGCAACGUGCGCAUCGAGCACGUGAGCGGGAGGGGCGCCCUCUACCUCCGCGACCUCUGGACGACCUUCCUCGACAUGCAGUGGCGCUACAAGUUCUUCCUCUUCUCCGCCACCUUCGCUGGGACCUGGUUCGUGUUCGGAGUGCUCUGGUACCUGGUGGCCCUGGUGCAUGGAGACCUGCUGGAGUUCGACCCCCCCUCCAACCACACCCCCUGUGUGAUGGAGGUGAAGACCCUGACCGGGGCCUUCCUCUUCUCUCUGGAGUCUCAGACCACGAUCGGCUACGGGUUCCGCUGCAUCACGGAGGAGUGUCCUGCCGCCAUCGUCCUGCUCAUCUUUCAGCUGGUCAUCACCAUGGUCAUGGAGAUCUUCAUCACCGGCACCUUCCUCGCCAAGGUGGCGCGUCCCAAGAAAAGAGGCGAGACGGUGAAGUUCAGUCAACAAGCUGUGGUGUCCAAUCACGAGGGACGUCCCUGCCUCAUGAUCCGAGUGGCCAACAUGCGCAAGAGCCUGUUGUUGGGCUGCCAGGUGACGGGGAAGCUGCUCCAGACGUCUCUGACGAAGGAGGGCGAGACGGUUCGGCUGGACCAGCGGAACGUCCCCUUCCAGGUGGACACGUCCAGCGACAGCCCCUUCCUCAUCAUCCCCCUGACCUUCUACCACAUCAUCGACGACAGCAGCCCCCUCAGGGCCUGGGCAGCUAAAGGCGGCGGCUGGACCGACCCGGAGCUGGCGGACUUCGAGCUGCUGGUGAUCCUGAGCGCCACCGUGGAGCCGACCUCCGCCACCUGCCAGGUGCGGACCUCCUACCUCCCGGACGAGAUCCUCUGGGGCUACGAGUUCCCCCCCGUCGUGUCCCUGUCCCCCUCGGGGAAGUACGUGGCUGAUUUUGCCUUCUUUGAAAAAGUGGCCAAAACCCAGUCCCCGCUCUUCACCAAGCCGGCCCUGCCGCCGGGCCCGCAGGCGUCCCGCCGCCGCGGCAGCAAGGAGGACGGGACGGACCCGGAGAAGAUGAGACUGGAGGAGAUCUACAGGGGGGAGGAGAGGGGCCGGGAGAGGGGGAGGCCGAGGGAGAGCAGCCCGCGGAGCGUGAGGAUCAGCAACGUGUGAGACGACGGAAAGUAGAUCUGAAACUGAGAUCAAAGGCAAAGACAGAAAAACAGAACCAAGCUGCUGAAGAAGUCGUGAUCAAAACAUUCUGCCUACGCAUAUUCAAAAUGUGCAGCAGGCGGCAGGAAGUGAAGCACCUGGGCCUCCAGUCUGCAGAGAAGACACUGAAGACAACUGCACCCCCCUUCACAGGGUUAACACAACAUCAACACAACCUGUCACUGAGGGAAACACACAAAGUCUCUUCACGCCCUUUCUGUACCACCAGAUUCUAAUGGAAACACUUUUCUACAGAAAUAAAAAUUUAAUAAAAAACACAAAAGUUAAAUUCCUUGAAACUUUUACUAAAAAAAGACUAAAUAGAUUUUUAUUGGUCUUUGACGCGGUUGUAUAAGAAGACCUGAUGAAAGGAUUCUCUCAGUGAAUCUAUCGUCUCUUCACAGAAUCACUGUACUGUUUCUUUUUAUUAAUUAAAAACCUGUAAAAGGUGGAGAAAAUACUGGAAGCGUAUUAUUUUUCUAACGACUGAUUUUAAAGGAAUGUAUGAUAUCUUAUGUGCGUAGUCGUUUCUAACACAACUUACACCUGAACAUAUUGAUCUCUUUGAUCUGAGCGUCCUUGUUUAUUGAGGUAAACACGUUUAGUAAUUUUACUAAAAAGCACUUUAACUUGAAAGAAAAGUGGCAUUUUACACCAGAUGAGUAACUGAACUAACUUUGAAACUUAAUGCACUGUAUUGAAUUAUUAAACCUGUGGUUGUGUUGGGGGGGGGCUGUGGUCGUGCUUUGUGAGCAUGAUAAUAAUCUUUGUAUGAACCUGUUUUAAUUUGAAAGGAACCUCUGUACAGGAUGUGAAGAAGUUGAGUUUCCCACGUUCUUUAUGUCCUGAAAACUUUGUACUGAAUUUAAAUUUAAAUCCUUUAACUGUUGUUGAGGCACGAUAUCGUUUCUGUCAAAUCUUUUCACUGCUGUGCCUCAUGAAGAGUGUCAGUGAAAUCUGCGACCCCCUUCUCUCCUUCCACUGUGCAUGGAAAUACUCAUUUGAAAAUUAAAUGAUGGUGCUAUGGUAAAUUAAUAGAUUAACACAUCUGUGGAAUCAUUUCUGAAGCAAAGAGAUGAGGAGCAUCUGAGUUUCUUCUGCUUGUUUGUUUCACUGGCCAACAAAACAUUUUAUUCAAAAACAUAACAUCAUAACAUCGCCUGAAGUUCAUCGCAGCGAAUAUUAAAAUACCUCUAACCCUAUAACAAAUAUAUAAAGCACCAAGUUUGAGUUUUCAAGUGAAUCCAGGACGUUAAAGUGUUUAUUUG